Molecule: messenger RNA, 3420 nt
Organism: Monoraphidium neglectum
Lineage: Eukaryota; Viridiplantae; Chlorophyta; Chlorophyceae; Sphaeropleales; Selenastraceae
Product: tRNA-dihydrouridine synthase A
Exons: 12
Coding region: 1-3420 (1139 amino acids)
Biological process (GO): tRNA dihydrouridine synthesis
Molecular function (GO): tRNA dihydrouridine synthase activity; flavin adenine dinucleotide binding
Source: RefSeq, a predicted model, not a curated record
AUGGCCCCGCAAGCAGGCUUUGCCUGGAGCGCUGACAGCUACCAGCUGCUGGCAUACGACGCCGACAGCAGCGCGCGCAUGUGGUGGAUGCGCCCCGCCAGAGGCCAAGAUGUGGCCGAGCUGGAGCGCAAGGGCUGCCCAAUGCUGCCGGAGCUGGCGGCGCUCGUGACGCCACGCAUGGUGGCAAACUCAGGCAAGGCCCCCAUCGAAGACGAGUCCGACGCUCUGGCGGCAGCGGCGCUCGCCGUUGAGGCCGCGGCGGAGGGGGCGGCCGCCGAGGUGGGCGCCGCGCCUGCCGCUGGGGCGGCGGCUGGCCAGGGGCGCGAGCAGCGGCACCUCAGGCGGCAGUGGCGGCCGGCCUUCCACCCGGCAUUUACGCUCACCGGCACGCAGCCGCAGUUCAUGCUGCCGCAGGUGACGGGGGACGUGCUUCGAGUCACCACGCGCAUCGGUGCCCCCGUGCUGCCCGGCUUUGGACCCUCACCAGCCGCGCAGAACGCAGCCGCGUCCGAAGCGGCGCGGCGAGGAGGCGGGGCGGCCGCGCGGCGGAGGCAGCUGUCGCAGGCGGCGGUUGACUACUUGAUGCCCGCACAGGCGCCCAACCCUGACAUCGCCUCCCAGGCCGUAUACCGCCGCCACGACGCCCACGUCGUGCUGGUGGCCUUCCUGUCGGACGCGGCCACCAUGCUGACAGUAGACCAGCGCGGCCUCGUGGCGCUGUGGCCCGCCAGCGACGCCGAUCGCAGCGGCUUUGGGUGGUUCAAGCCCAAGAAGUGCUUCCAGCUGCCCCCCAGCAUGCGCACGUGCCACGCGAGGGGCGCGCCGCAGACCGUGUGGCCCCUGCCCAGCGGCCGCCCCGGCGCGUCGCCCGGCAUCUCAAACCCCAUCGAGCGCGCGCGCCGCGACGCGGCCGGCGCCGGCGCCGGCGGCGGGGUGUUUGGCCGCCGGCCGUCUGCGGCAGCAGAGCCGCAGGCGCGCAUCCCUUAUGAACCCGAUGCAGAGGAUGCGCCGCCGGGUGUCGAUGGCGUGGCCGCUCGGCGCGGCGCGGCGGGCGACGCGACGGGCGGGGCGCUGCUGGAGUCGCGCGCCCCCUGGAUCGUCCGCUACCGCACCACCAGCGCCGCUGCGGUCGCGGCGGCGCAGGCGGCCGGCGGGGCAGGGGCCGCGCGGCCGGCCGUGGCGGGGGCGGCGGGGGCGGCGGUGGUGGUGCGGGAGGUGCUGCACCGGCCGCCGGAGGGCGCGGUGGCCGGCGCCCCGGCGCGCGCGCUGGUGGUGUCGACCUACUCGGCCGCCACUGGGGAGCUGCUGGCGCGCAGCAAGCAGCGGUGUGGGGCGGCGCGGCAGCCGUUCAAGGUGGUGGCUGCUGAGCUGGCGCCGUCCCAGCGCGACCUGCUGCUGUUUUGCCACGUGGCGGGGCGCGACGACGACCCGGACAGCUUCCCCACUUUCAGCGUCAUGGUCCUGAACCUUGCCGCCAUGCGCUGCCUCGUGCCGCGCAUCGACGCGCCCGACCCCUCGUACGGCACCGCCGCCCCCGCCUACGCCCUGACGCCGGCGCUGCCCAGCCUCGGCAGCGAGUACCUGCUCCUUGGCCUGGGCGCCGGCAUGCUGGGCGCAUUCAGCCUGGCCACAGGGCAGCUGGUGGCCGAGCUCUUCCCCGGCAUCCCGCACCGCGCCUGGGGCGACCUGGAGGUGUUCGCGAGCGGCGUUGUUGCGGCGGCCCGCGAGGACGGGGCCGGGCGGCCCGCGGACGCGGGGGCGGGGACGGUCGCGCUGCCGGGGUUUGCGUUGGGGCACUACGCGUCGCUGGCCCUGGCGCGGUUCGGGAGCGCGGUGGCGGCGUGCGGCGACUCGGGGCGCACGCUGCUGGUGGCGGCUCCGGCGGGCGGCAAGGGGGUGAUGGACUGGACGGACGUGCAUUACCGCCAGCUGGCGCGCCUGAUCAGCCGCCGCACCUGGCUGUGGACGGAGAUGGUGGUGGACAAGACCAUCAUCCACACCCCCCACCCGGACAGGUUCCUGUGGUUUCCCCCAGAGCAGCGGCCCCUCGUGCUGCAGCUGGGCGGCAGCGACCCGCAGACGCUCGCGGCGGCGGCGGUCAAGGCGGCCCCAUAUGGUUAUGACGAGAUUAACCUGAACUGCGGCUGCCCCAGCGACCGCGUCGCGGGCGCCGGCUGCUUCGGCGCGGCCCUCAUGAUGCAGCCGCGCCUCGUCGCCGCCUGCAUGGCCGCCACGCGCGCCGCGCUGGACGCGGCGGGCUACCCGCACGUGCCCCUCAGCGUCAAAUGCCGGCUGGGCGUCGACGACCAUGACUCGUAUGAGUCGCUGGUCGAGUUUGUCAGGGCCGUGUCCGAUGAAGGCGGCGUCCGCCACUUCAUUGUGCACGCGCGCAAGUGUCUGCUGAAGGGCCUGUCGCCCGCGCAGAACCGCAGUGUGCCGCCGCUGCGGCACGAGUGGGUGUGGGGGCUCAAGCGGGACUUCCCACACCUCUCCUUCAGCCUCAACGGCGGCCUGCAGAACGCCUAUGACGCGGCCGGCGCCCUCGGGCUGGACGUCCCCGGGCUGGGGCCGGGCGCGGUGUCCGGCGUCAUGAUCGGCCGCGCGGCGUACAACGACCCCUGGGGCGUGCUGGGGGACGCUGACGUGGCGGUGUGGGGCGAGGCGGGGAACCCGGCGCCCAGCAGGCGGGAGGUGCUGGAGCGGUACUGCGAGUACUCUGAUGGGAUGCUGGGCAGGUGGGCCAUCAAGGAGGACGGCCACCGCGAGCCUAACGCCCGCGCGCUGCUGAAGCCGGUGCUCAACCUGUUCCACGGCGAGCACGGCAGCAAGCGCUGGAAGGCGGCCAUGGACGCUGCGCUGAAGGCGGCCCCCAAGGACGCCACAGUGCGGGACCUGCUGGCCGCGACCAUUGAUAUGAUCCCGCAGGAGGUGCUCGACUCGCCGCCGCUGCCGGCGCUCGCGGUGGCGGCCGUCGCGGCGGCGGGCGGCAACCUGCGGCAGUUUGCGGACGCCGCGGCGGCGGCGGCGGCGGCGGGAGCAGAAGCGGGCGGGGGCGGCGCGGCGGGCUCACCGCGGGCGCAGGAGCAGGAGCAGAAGGGGAGCGAGGCAGCGGCGGCGGCAGCGGCAGCGGGAACAGCGGCCGUCAAGGCGCUCCCGCAGCCUCCAGGGUACUCGCUGCCGCGGCCGCUGCCACAGCCGGGCGACCGCGCGGCGGGCGAGGACGAGCUGCGGCGGCAGCGGCUGAAGGAGGAGCGGCAGCAGCAGCGGCGGCUGGAGCAGCAGCAGGCCGCGGCGGCGGCCGCCAGCGGCGGUGGCGGGGACGGGUCAGAAGAGAGGGGCAAGGCAGGCGCCUCCGCCGGCGAGCGGCGGCGGCAGCUGUCAGAAGAGCCUGCUGCGCAGCAGCAAGCGGUGGCGGCCUGA